Syngnathus typhle (broad-nosed pipefish) is the source of this 2284-nucleotide messenger RNA. Its product is annotated as CMP-N-acetylneuraminate-beta-galactosamide-alpha-2,3-sialyltransferase 1-like. NCBI's taxonomy places the organism in Eukaryota, Metazoa, Chordata, Actinopteri, Syngnathiformes, Syngnathidae. Gene Ontology annotation, molecular function: beta-galactoside (CMP) alpha-2,3-sialyltransferase activity. The coding region runs from base 1058 to 2020 and encodes 320 amino acids. The record is from RefSeq and is a predicted model, not a curated record. The transcript has 8 exons.
GCCAUAGAUCAGACAGAAUGAAUCUACCACUUAAACGGAUGAGCCUCUGCUGCUGCCAAAGUUGUCGAAACAAGUCAUCACUCAACUACUUUAAAAGAUCUUGUAAACAUGUGCUAAUACAAAAUAAUGGAGUCCUUCAGAGCAACCUGUGAUGCCUUCUAGCAUCCAUGUUGUAUGUUUCACAUGUUUCCUUUUGGGCUUUCUGGCACGGACACCAAAGUGUCUGCAGUAUCAACAAUACACAAGUUAAUUCACGCCUUGGGCUGCACCAGGAGACAGUCUAAGAUCUUCCCUUGGAUUCGAGAUGAAUUAAUAAAGAACAAGCAUGCAACAUGACCCAACCUCCUGCCAACCACCCACUGGGAAGCAAAAAAAAAUAAAAUAAAUAGUGUCGCAAGCAGGAGUAGCACCAGUAUAAUCCUGCCGUGAAACAUUUUUAUCGCUUUAAAUGUGGCCGUUUAAACUCACCAUUGUCAAUGUAAACUAGUUUGACCAGAACACAUCACAAACACACAUCAUGCCGAAUGCCACAAGACACACCUCUUUGCGUGUUUACAGUCAAUAUGUUCUUUAUUUAGGCAAUCUAACAUUGUUGCGGCUUGAACAGAAUUGACAAGAGACUAAUUACAGAAUAAUGACAGAAUAAUUAUAAUGGAAUGACUGUCAGAUCAGUUUAAGCUAACAAUUUGUAUUAAUGGCUUUGACAGUGACAAAUAGAACAAACAAGAACAAAUAGAAAACAACAAACAAGAGUCGAGAACUGGCAGAGGAAACCACACAAGGGGAUAAAGAAAAAUAAACAGGGUCUCUGGUAAUGAGCCCUGAGAAACACCAGUGGUUAAAUAAAAUACAGCCUCUGGAAAAAAGACCAUUUUGAAGAGACUUCGCGAAGGCGGAAGUACAAGCCGAAACAUGUCAGGUGCACCGCUUCAAAUCAUCAUUGGACCUAAUGAAGACGAGCACUACAAAAAGUGCAUGAUCAAAUAUCCCAAACAUAUUUCAAAUUCUUCAAAAUAAUAUCUUUUUUGGACGAUAACGAUCAUCUGCAAUUGACAGAAUGAUUUCAUGUCGGGUCAUAAUUACCAAGACGAUGCUCAAAGUGGUGCUAGCGGUGCUGUUAACCGGCACCAUCACAUUGCUGUUUUUGAGCUAUUCGUCAGAGUACUUUUUGUACCAAAGUCUUCAAGAAGAGGAUGACGCCGAGUUCAUGCGACGCUUUGACGAAUCGGUCGAACCGUUUCUAAACGGGACAAACGAUCUUUCAUUGGAAGUUUUUGACUGGUGGAAGGCAUUGCAGCCGAUUGAAGAGCAGACCUUGGAUUCCUACCAGACAGUCGUGGAAAGCUUGUUGAAGACAUUUCCGACCAUCUCCAAGAGACCGGAGCGCUGGAGGAAGUGUGCAGUGGUGGGCAAUUCUCCAAAUUUGAAAGGCUCUCAUUAUGGACGACUGAUAGAUAGCCAUGAUAUGGUGAUGAGAAUGAACCAGGGUCAAAUCAAAUCCUAUGAAGAAGACGUGGGCACCAAAACGACUCAUCGUCUUAUGUAUCCAGAGAGUGCCCAAAACUUGGACGACAACACUCAUCUUGUGCUGACCCCUUACAAGAUCAUGGACCUGGUGUGGUUACAAAAAGCCUUUACGACAGGUUACGUCGGAACGAUACGUAACUUAGCUCCGUAUAAAAUUCAGGCCAACAAGAACCUAGUGAUGGUGAUCAAUCCAGGUUUCAUUGCAUAUGUUUAUCACACAUGGAUGGGGAAGAGAGAGCACAAAUAUCCUUCCACGGGCUUCUUGGCCGUCAUUCUUGCUCUACACACGUGUGAAGAGGUGAGUGUGUUUGGUUUCGGAGCAGACAGUGAUGGAAACUGGACUCACUACUGGGAGAAAAAGAAAUAUAAAAAUCUUGGAACUGGAUUGCACUAUGGGAAACUGGAGUAUUUCAUGAUCGAACAACUGGCUGCACGCGAAAAAAUCUAUUUCUUUAAAAAAUCUUCUCCAAUCACGAAAGAUUUGCCAAUGUGAAACACAGUGGAUAAUUUUUUUAUUUUUUUCAAAGCUAAAUGUAUGUUGCUGCUGUUCUUUUUUUUUUUAAGAUUGAAAUAUAAGGAAAUACAAUUAAUGUAAUUUCAUUCAGUUCUUGCUAAAAAAAAAAAGAUCCCGACAAAAUGUGAAUUUUUUUUUCAUUGAUUUUUUUUUAAAAUCAUUUGUACUCAGCAAAAGCUUCAAACAACAUCAUGAGAGCGCAAAACAUGUCUGUGCCUAAUAAAUUGUCCUUUGUUGCUCUUC